This is a messenger RNA of Pimephales promelas (fathead minnow), 1920 nucleotides long. RefSeq names its product pleckstrin homology domain containing, family A (phosphoinositide binding specific) member 3 (gene plekha3). Gene Ontology annotation, biological process: retrograde transport, endosome to Golgi; receptor recycling; endosome organization. Lineage: Eukaryota; Metazoa; Chordata; Actinopteri; Cypriniformes; Leuciscidae. Gene Ontology annotation, cellular component: trans-Golgi network; early endosome; recycling endosome. The record is from RefSeq and is a predicted model, not a curated record.
AUAAUAAUAAUUCGCAGGAAAUUAUGCUUUUGAGUGGCGUUCACUGUCUGUCAAUUUUACAGUGGAGUGGCUACACGGCGAAGAAUCUCUAAGUAAAACGCCUCUUCCGGUUAGUCUGUAAACAGUGAUCUCAUCCCUAAUCUUGCUCCGUCUGCCUUUAGUAGAAUCUCACAGCAUGUGCGGCGCGCUGUCUUCAGAGAAAUGACCGUGAAAACAAGUGUAUUGUUCUCGUUACCUUACCAUCCGCCCGCACUUUUGACAUAAUGACGACAUUUACCAUUUUAGAUGGGGGUCACUGAGUUAGCCUGGAGCAUGCUAGCAUGCUAAUUAGCCUGUAAAGGGGGCAAACAAGCAGCUGCCUGGUGCAAGGUCUGUUAAAGCUGCUUUAAAGUUUUUUUCACCGGGUAUUCUGCUUGGAGAAUAAUGGAAGGAGUGCUUUACAAAUGGACAAACUAUAUGACAGGAUGGCAGCCAAGGUGGUUUGUGCUGGACAAUGGCAUUAUUUCAUACUAUGAUUCAGAAGAUGAUGUGUGCAAAGGCAGCAAAGGCAGUAUUAAGAUGUCAGUAUGUGAAAUUAAAGUUCACCCAACGGACAACACCCGUCUGGAGCUGAUCAUACCAGGAGAGCAGCAUUUUUACGUGAAAGCUGUAAAUGCAGCGGAGAGACAGAAGUGGCUGGUGGCUCUGGGGAGCUCCAAAGCUGGACUCAUUGACACUAGAACCAAAAAAGAAAGGGAUUUAACAGAAACCACAGAAUCACUGAAAACCAAGAUGUCGGAGCUGCGUCUGUACUGUGACUUACUAAUGCAGCAGGUGCACACUAUUCAGGAGUCUGUGGAACAGGAAGGAGAAUCUACUGUGGCCAGCACUGAGACAAGUAAUGAGGCAUCCUCAUUACUGAGUGCCACCUGUGAAACCUUCAUCAAAACACUGGAAGAAUGUAUGAAAAUCGCCAAUUCCAAGUUCCAGACUGACAUGUUGCAAUCCAGUCCAUCUGAUUCCAUAAUGUCCCCCGUGUCCCCCUCUCCCGUCCAGAUGUCUCGGAUGAAGCGGUCGAUCAGCCAUCCCGGAACCUACAAUUAUGAAAGGUCGAGCUUGCCAAAAGAGUGCAUGGCAUUGCAGAAGUCCACCCAGAGGCGGACACGGACAUGCUCCGAUACAGAAGCUCACAGCGACAGAGGGGCCGAGGAUAUGGAGCGCUUGAUGUUUCACAGAGCCAACAUCAACGGUGACUCCACUCCGAGUAUCCCCGAAGAGGUUGGAACGAGCACAAAGUUCCUGUCGGAAACUGACACUCCGGAAUCUGACCUUUCCCUCUGAAGCACGCGAGACAGAUUAUGAGAUGGGGAAUAAAAGGAAAACACGUACUGCUAUGCAGUCAAAGAUUGCAGCAUUGUAUAGAUGGAUUUUACUUCUAGUGUUGUAUUUCUUGAUGAUGAAGAAUUCGGCGGCACUUUAUAAAAACAGAUGAUGAAGAAAACAGUCUGAUUUGAAUGUUUAUACUCUUCCAGGUUUAGGAAAUUCGUUUGCCUUGAUGCUAAGAUGUUCCUGUUUUUGUGAUACAUAAUUAUUACUGUAUCCCUUCAGUGAAGAGUUGAAGAUGUUUGUACUGGAUUUUUAAUGUGUUGUGCAGUUGCCUUUGUUAAAUGGGAACCUUGCUGAAAAGGUUUUUGUUACUGUGCCAAGGGGUUGUGCGUAUGUGCUCACAUUAACUUCAAAAUUUGUUUUUUUUUAUUCACUCGGCAUGCAGUGUUGUUCAUUCGUUUAUGAUGCAGAAUACAUUUAUUUAUUUUUGUAUGUCACUAGAGUAUCCCCCUCCCCCCCAAAAAAUUUUUUGGCCUUAAUUCUUCGCAUGGAGGAGUUUGAUCUAUUAAUUAUUGUAAUGUUUGGUAAAAUUAUUAAAAAGAUUUAGCAAGAUUA